AUGUGGUUUUUACCAGCAGUAAAAAAUGGGGGCGCAAUUGCUAUAUUUCGUUCUCCCCAUCCAAUUUCUAUAGUCGCUCUUUCGUGUGUAGUUUUGUCCCUCCUGCAUCAAGGUUGCAGAAUAUGCACCCUCAAAAUUCACAGGCAAUAUCAUGACAGUACAACCACACUACAACAAGUACAAGUACAAGUACAAGUACUCGCACCCUUCAUCAGUCUGAAAACAGACAUGGCUCCUCGAAAAAGUAAAAACCAGCUGCGGCGAGAGAAGGCCAAGGCUGCCAAGCUUGCGGCCAAGGAAGAAUCCGUCAAGCCGACAGAGCAGGCCGCUUCUGCAACGACAGUUCCAUCUACAACUACAUCCGCAACCACCAAACCAGCAUCUACAAGUUGGACAGCGUUUACGGUUGAGAUUGACGAGAAUGACGAAAAGUUUGCCGAAUUCCAGCGCAUCUUUGAGAAAUUCGACCCCGCCAAUGUCCAAACCGAGCCGGAGGAGAAGCCCACAGCCACCGACAGCAUGAUGUACUCGGACGACGAAGAGUACGAGGAUGACGACUAUGUGGACGAGAAGCAGCAGACGUUAGUUAGGUCGAAGAAGAGGGAGAAGAUUCCGCUUGCAGAGCUCAAGGCCAGCACGUCCAAGCCCGAUCUGGUGGACUGGCACGAUGCCGAUGCCAUGGAGCCGUUCCUGCUGGUGCAUCUGAAAUCGGCACCCAACGUGAUCCCCGUGCCUUCGCAUUGGACACAGAAGCGCGAGUACCUGAGCUUGAAGCGUGGUUUCGCCAAACAGCCGUUUGAGCUGCCUCAGUUCAUCAAGGACACAGGCAUUAUGGACAUGCGGGAGACUGGAGCCGAGGACGAAAGUACGCUCAAACAGCGGGCAAGAGAACGGGUCCAGCCAAAGAUGGGCAAGAUGGAUAUCGACUACCAGAAGCUGCACGAUGCAUUCUUCAAGUUCCAGACUAAGCCUCGGCUCUACGAGUAUGGAGACCAGUACUUUGAGGGCAAGGAGUUUGAGCCUGAUCUGAGCAAGUACAGACCUGGAGUGCUUUCCAAGGAGCUUCGAGAGGCUCUCAACAUGCCCCCCAAUACCCCCCCGCCUUGGUUGUUGCAAAUGCAGCGGUUUGGACCCCCUCCUUCAUACAAGGAUCUGCGCAUCCCAGGUGUCAACGCCCCCAUUCCUUCUUCGGCACAAUGGGGCUUUCAUCCGGGAGGAUACGGAAAGCCACCACUGGACGAGAACAAUCAGCCUCUCUACGGCGAUGUUUUUGGACAGAAUGUGGUCAAGCGGUCCACCGAUGUUGACAAGUCGUUAUGGGGUCAGCCUGGAGAAGAUGAGGAGUCUUCUGAAGACGAAGAUGACGACGAAGAGGAGGAAGUGGAGGAAGAAAUCGACGACGAAGGCCAGGGAUACGUCGAUGGGGAUGUUGCAGAGGCUCAAGAGCGUUACCAGGAGGAGCAAAAACGGUAUCGGGGACCCACAGAGCAGGCUCGAGAAGAGGCUCCCUUGGAUCUUCGAAAACGGCGCCACGAAGAGGUGGAGGAGGAUUCUGGAGAGAAGACUCUAUAUCGAGUGCUUCCCACCAAGAAAAAGGCAAUUACUCAGCUCAUGGACACGGAUUUUGUUUAUGACAUGAGUGGAGAAGGAGCUAAGGGUGAUAAGAAGGAGAAGGAGAAGGAGAAGGGGACGGAGACUAGCAGGGACGAUCUGCAAUCAAACAUUGACAACUUGUUUGAUAGUGUUCGGGGUAAAUAG
This is a messenger RNA of Yarrowia lipolytica CLIB122, 1758 nucleotides long. RefSeq lists its product as uncharacterized. Gene Ontology annotation, cellular component: nucleus. NCBI's taxonomy places the organism in Eukaryota, Fungi, Ascomycota, Dipodascomycetes, Dipodascales. The record is from RefSeq and is a predicted model, not a curated record.